GGGGGUUUGUGGUUCUUGAUUGUUUCUGAUUUACUUUUUGUUUGAAUCGAGUUGAAUUCUUUCGAAAAAUAUUUCCAUUUGUGCUUUGGAGUUUAGAGUCACUCAGAUUUGUGUCUAUCGUCUCUGUUUCGACUUGCAGUUCCCCUCGCCCGCGAUUUGAAUUUUUAAACACCAUACACACGAUCAAGAGCCCGGCGUUUUAAGAACGAGAUCCACGAUAUGGCCCCGACUAAGUCCUCGUCCAAGGGCAAGGGCCCUUCCUCGUCCAAGGGCGACGCAAAGAGCAAGCCCCUCUCGUCCGCCACGAAAGUGAGCAAGAAGAACGUCAAGCGCCCCCCGCCGAAGGAAGUCAAGUCGAAAGCGCGCACGGAAUCCAGCCUGCUGAAGAAGACGAAGAAGAGGGAAUACACCGAGAAGGAGUUGGACCUGCCUCAGUUGAACAUGAUCACACCUGUCGGUGUGGUCAAGCCUAAGGGCAAGAAGAAGGGCAAAACUUUUGUGGAUGAUGCGGAGGGAAUGAUGACGAUCCUUGCGAUGGUUAACGCCGACCGGGAGGGUCAGAUCGAGUCCAAGUUGAUUAAGGCACGUCAGUUGGAGGAAAUCCGCGAGGCGAAGAGGAAGGAGGCUGAGGCCAGGCAGGCGCAGAAGAAGAACAAGCUGGAAGAGGUAAAACAGUCGAUUCGCAAUAAGAAGCACAAGGGCGGCUCCAAAGCCGAUACUGGAGACUCUGUACCCGACAAGUCAUUCAAACCCAAGGGGAAGAGAAAGAGCGUUUCAUUUGCUUGAAUUUUAUUUUGUAUAAAAGUAAUGCUGUCUAUAUCAGGUCUAUGUAUCUAGACGGGUCUCUGGCGUUUCAUCGGUCUAUAUCCUGCCAAAACAAUUGCAUGCAUGACUCUC
Messenger RNA from Aspergillus homomorphus CBS 101889, 897 nucleotides. Gene Ontology annotation, biological process: intracellular mRNA localization; ribosomal large subunit biogenesis. The record is from RefSeq and is a predicted model, not a curated record. Gene Ontology annotation, cellular component: preribosome, large subunit precursor; nucleolus. Bases 220 to 786 code for a protein of 188 amino acids. The transcript is spliced from 3 exons. Lineage: Eukaryota; Fungi; Ascomycota; Eurotiomycetes; Eurotiales; Aspergillaceae. Gene Ontology annotation, molecular function: mRNA binding.